AUGACUUCCAGAUUACUAGAGACUGGCAGUACGCCUUUCAUCAGAAACACUGCUGCCCAGCAACUGGCAGAUGUGCAGAAGCAGCAUCCAGACGAAUUAUUCAAUCUUCUCGGACGUAUUCUACCAUAUCUUCGAUCCAAAUCAUGGGACACCAGAGCUGCUGCAGCCAAGGCAAUCGGUCUCAUUGUCGCCAAUGCAGACACCUUUGAUCCUAACCAGGAUGACGGCCAGGAGAUCAAGAAGGCCGAGAAUGACGAUCUCGACGUUGACAUCAAAUCGGAAGAGGAGCUGUUGUCCCCGAUGGACGACUCGCUCCUCCAACUGGAGCGUCUCGAUCUCCCUUCUAUCCUGAAGUAUGGAAAGAGACUUCUCGGCAGCGCAGGUAAGGAAUAUGAGUAUUCACUGGCCGCUAUGGAUCCUGCUUCCAGACUGCAGCAUCAAAAGAAAACCCUGACCUCUCGCUUGGGUCUCGCCGGGGAGUACAUCGAAGAGGACCUAAUCAAUGACAACGACCUGGUUUCGAAACCGGUUGUGAAGGAAGAACCAUCUUUCGUUGCAUCCCGCGAGCACAGCAUUCAGGGCACUUCCCAGCCUCUGGCGUCGCCGAUUGAACCCGCCAAUGGAGAGGAGUCGGGCUUGAGCAAACGGCAGCUCAAUCAACUAAAGCGAAAGAAUAAGCAAAGCGCCAGAAUGGGAGCGAAUAAAGUGCGUGUAGUCGACCUGUCCUCGCGGAGAGCGUCGGAGAACGUGACAACGCCUUCGGUGGCCACGCCUUAUCCCAUCAAAUCAGAGAAUGGAGAAGAGCGCAACGGCGAUUCCAAGCCAGAUUAUUUCUCGUUAGACCGAUCCGCCGGCGAUGAUGAGUCGAAGAUAGUCUCCGAAUUUAAAGGAGCUUCGGUUCCAGAGAAUCCAUUACUCCAGCCAGAGUCCACAGAAGAAGGUCCCAAUCCGAACUGGCCUUUCGAGCUCAUGUGUGACAUCCUCAUGGUGGAUCUUUUUGAUCCCAACUGGGAGAUUCGCCAUGGUGCUGCGAUGGCUUUGCGUGAGGUCAUUCGCAUCCAGGGUGCCGGUGCCGGCCGUGUGCAGGGGAAGAGCAGGGCCGAGAAUGAUAUUUUAAAUCGCAAGUGGUUGGACGACCUUGCGUGCCGUCUCCUGUGUGUGCUCAUGCUCGAUCGCUUUGGUGACUACAUCUCAGAUAACGUCGUAGCUCCCAUCCGAGAGACCGUCGGUCAAACGCUAGGUGCACUCCUCUCCCAACUACCAUCCCGGUCGGUCAUUUCUGUCUACAAGUGUCUCUAUAGAAUCAUUAUGCAGACCGAUCUCGGCCUGGAACGGCCUAUCUGGGAAGUUUGUCACGGUGGCAUGAUCGGUCUCAGGUAUCUAGUAGCGGUUCGAAAGGAUCUGCUCAUUAAGGAUUCCAAGCUUAUGGAUGGCGUGCUCGAGGCGGUCAUGAAGGGCUUAGGGGAUUAUGAUGACGAUGUCCGUGCGGUAAGCGCGGCAACGCUUGUUCCCAUUGCCGAAGAAUUUGUUAAAACUCGUCAAAGUACCUUGGGCACCCUGAUGACCAUCGUUUGGGAUUGCCUUUCGAAUCUGCAGGAUGAUCUCAGUGCCAGUACAGGUUCAGUCAUGGACCUUUUGGCGAAACUGUGUACAUUCCAAGAGGUUCUCGACGCGAUGAAGGCCAAUGCAGCGGUCAAUCCGGAAUCGUCUUUUGGUAAACUUGUUCCUCGCCUCUACCCGUUUCUACGACACACCAUUACCAGUGUCCGCUCGGCGGUUCUGCGAGCCCUUAUGACAUUCUUGCAACUCGAGGGCGAAGGCACCGACGAGUGGGUCGACGGAAAGACAGUGCGUUUGAUCUUUCAGAAUCUGCUAGUGGAGCGAAACGAGGGCGUUUUGAAGCAGUCUCUUCAGGUCUGGUCAGAGCUACUAAAUUCACUGGAGACCCGCGGUUCCUUCAAGUCGGAAAGCGACCUCCUAAGUCAUAUCAAACCCCUUAUCACUCUAAGUAUGGGUCCUUUCGGUGUUCCGCGAUACCCGGUUCCUAUGGACGCUUCUUUGUUUAUCAAACCCUCGGGUCUGCCUUUCCCGUCAAGCGCUGCGGCUCCUGCCAGGUCAUCUCCGGCUAGUAACACGCCUGAAGGAACUAAAGGUCGUCGGCGCAAGUCCGAGAAGAAAGAGGCGCCGCCACCUUCUGCCCACAAUGUCGACGGGCACAUGCUCCAAGGCGACAUUGACCUAGUGGGAGCGGAUACUAUGCUGAGGUCGAAGAUAUAUGCCGCAAGAGCUCUCGGCCAGUUGCUAUUUGUCUGGGACCAGAACCAGCUCCCGAGUCUAUGGCAGUCUAUCCUGGAAGGACUCAACCAUUCGGCCUCGACUUCGCAACUCGCUUCGGCCAUGAUAGUGGAGGAAUAUGCCAAGCUCUCUGGACCUAGUGGGAGGUAUGCCUCUACUUUGUGUGAGAACCUACGUCCAAUCAUCGAAGGCGAGCGUCCUCCGUGGUAUAGCGACAUUGCUUGCUAUCUCCAUGUCGCUCGAGCACAGUGUCACUCCCUUUUGAACACCUUCCGCGACCACGCACAUGUUCCCGGCUCAAGAUUGCCUGUCCUCGCCGUCAUUGUUCAAGGGGAUCCUGAGGCUGGACCUAAUGCGUUCUCGCUGUCUGACGCCGAGAAGGUCAUUGGCCCAGACUUUGAGCGGCUCAAGAAGGGUCUUACUCCGGCUCAGCGCAUUACCGCUCUCCAGGUCCUCAAUGAUACUCGCGCAACGGCUGAGAGCGCUGUCAACGAGGCCAGGAAUGCCAGAGAGCAAAGAGACUUGCGUGUUCGGGCUGCUGCCGCAGGCGCUCUGGUUGCUUUAAGCGACAUUCCGAAGAAACCCAGCCAUAUUAUCAAGGGAAUGAUGGAUAGCAUAAAGAAAGAGGAGAACGCGGAACUGCAACAGCGCUCUGCCACUGCUAUUACCAGCCUUGUCGAGUACUACACCACUUCGGCGAAGCGGGGACCCGUCGACAAAGUUAUCGGUAAUCUUGUCAAGUACUGCUGCGUGGAUACUUCUGAGACCCCCGAGUUUCACCACAAUGCGAUGCUCGAGAAGUCUAUCCUCUCGCUCCGUAAGGAAGAAGACCGGCGUGAUCAUCCAGAUGCUGCCAAGUUUGAGAGAGAGGCCAAGGAGGCUCGAAUCAUGCGUCGUGGCGCCAAAGAAGCUCUCGAGCAGUUGGCCGUCAAGUUUGGUUCUGAGCUUAUGGCCAAGGUGCCUAACCUCGCUUCUUUGAUAGAACGACCACUGAAAGAAGCUCUUGCCGCCGACGAACUUCCGGCGAACAUUCGUGAUCCCGAAAACGAACUUGGCCAGGAAGUUGUGGAUGGAUUGUCCACGUUGCGUGCCAUCCUGCCCAAAUUUCAUUCGGGACUUUACCCCUGGGUGGUCGAUCUCUUGCCGCUUGUAGUAAAGGCGCUUCAAUGCAACCUUUCUGUCAUUCGAUACGCAGCCGCCAAGUGUUUCGCCACUAUCUGCAGCGUCAUUACCGUCGAAGGCAUGACCAUGCUGGUUGAGAAGGUCCUACCUAUGAUCAACGAUGCUCUGGAUGUCCACCACCGUCAAGGCGCCGUCGAGUGCAUAUAUCACCUGAUUCACGUGAUGGAGGACGGCAUUCUGCCUUAUGUCAUCUUUCUCGUCGUUCCUGUGCUUGGCCGGAUGAGUGAUUCGGACAACGAGGUCAGGCUGUUGGCCACAACGUCUUUCGCAACCUUGGUGAAACUGGUCCCGUUGGAGGCUGGAAUUCCUGACCCACCUGGUCUGUCAGAAGAACUUCUCAAGGGACGUGACCGGGAAAGGCAAUUCAUGGCGCAGAUGUUGGAUGUCCGAAAAGUCGAAGAAUUUAAGAUUCCCGUGGCUAUCAAAGCGGAGCUUCGACCUUAUCAGCAAGAAGGCGUUAACUGGCUUGCCUUUCUCAACCGCUACAACCUUCAUGGCAUUCUCUGCGACGACAUGGGUCUGGGUAAAACUCUGCAGACCAUUUGCAUUGUCGCCAGUGAUCACCACAUGCGGGCGGAAGAGUUCGCUCGGACUCAGAAGCCCGAGGUGCGAAAGCUUCCUUCGCUGAUCGUCUGUCCGCCGUCCCUCUCCGGACAUUGGCAGCAAGAAUUGAAACAAUAUGCUCCAUUUCUCAACUGCGUUGCUUACGUCGGACCACCUGCAGAGCGGUCAAGACUGCAGAGCGCUCUUCCCAACGCUGACAUCGUUGUGACAUCCUAUGAUAUCUGCCGCAACGACAACGAGGUCCUCAAUCCGAUCAACUGGAACUACUGUGUCCUAGAUGAGGGUCACCUUAUCAAGAACCCCAAAGCCAAGGCUACCAUCGCAGUCAAGCGUUUGCUUAGCAACCACCGUCUGAUCCUUUCGGGAACUCCUAUCCAGAACAAUGUGUUGGAGCUGUGGUCUCUCUUUGACUUCCUGAUGCCAGGUUUUCUUGGCACGGAGAAGGUGUUUUUGGAUAGAUUCGCCAAGCCUAUCGCGGCCAGUCGCUUCAGCAAGUCGUCUUCCAAGGAACAGGAAGCGGGAGCAUUGGCAAUCGAAGCCCUGCACAAGCAGGUUCUUCCCUUUUUGCUCCGUCGCCUCAAGGAGGAAGUCUUGAAUGACCUUCCACCGAAGAUCAUCCAAAACUACUACUGCGACCCCAGCGAGCUCCAAAGGAAACUGUUUGAGGAUUUCACCAAGAAAGAGCAAAAGGCUCUCCAGGACAAGGUCGGAAGUACCGAAAAGGCCGACAAGGAACAUAUCUUCCAGGCCUUGCAGUACAUGCGUCGUCUCUGCAACUCCCCCGCGCUUGUCGUCAAGGAAGGCCACAAGCAGUACAACGAGGUUCAGCAAUACCUUGCUGCCAAGCAUUCUAACAUUCGAGACGUUGCCCAUGCGCCUAAGCUCAGCGCAUUGCGCGACCUGCUCAUCGACUGCGGUAUUGGUGUUGACUCGCCAAGCGAGGGCGAUCUGAGCGGCGCCAGCUAUGUCAGUCCCCACCGAGCCCUAAUCUUCUGUCAGAUGAAGGAGAUGCUGGAUAUCGUGCAAAGCGAAGUGUUUAACAAGCUGCUUCCGUCCGUUCAAUUCCUCCGGCUCGACGGCAGCGUGGAAGCUACCAGGCGUCAGGACAUUGUCAACCGGUUUAACACGGAUCCCAGCUACGAUGUGUUGCUUUUGACGACCAGCGUCGGUGGUCUCGGUCUGAAUCUGACCGGCGCCGAUACAGUCAUCUUCGUGGAGCACGACUGGAACCCACAGAAGGACAUCCAGGCCAUGGAUCGCGCCCAUCGUAUCGGCCAAAAGAAGGUCGUCAACGUCUACCGGUUGAUCACUCGCGGCACCUUGGAGGAGAAGAUCCUGAACCUGCAACGAUUCAAGAUCGACGUCGCCUCCACAGUGGUCAACCAGCAAAAUGCUGGCCUUGGCACAAUGGACACAGACCAACUCCUUGACCUCUUCAACCUAGGCGAGACGGCCGAAACAGCCGAGAAGCCUAGCGACGCGGCUGGCAACGAGGUUGACAUGGUCGACAUCGACGGCAACGUCAAGGAGAAGGGCAAGAAGGGCUGGCUCGACGACCUCGGCGAACUCUGGGACGACCGGCAGUACCAAGAGGAGUACAACCUCGACUCUUUCCUGGCUACCAUGAAAGGCUGA
Molecule: messenger RNA, 5676 nt
Organism: Aspergillus fumigatus Af293
Lineage: Eukaryota; Fungi; Ascomycota; Eurotiomycetes; Eurotiales; Aspergillaceae
Source: RefSeq, a predicted model, not a curated record